AUGCACGCCAGUGGUUGCCUUAGCAGCAACCUUUCCGAUGUGUUUCCAUCUUUGCCACUUCAGGAUACAAUCCCAUGUGGUCAAUUACUCAACGUUAAUACACUUAAUGGUGUGGAUGUUGCAUCCCGUUUGAAAUACCUAGGGUUAAAUGUUUCUUCACAAAACUCGAAUGCUGGUGGAGUCUUCUUCAAUGAGGACAGGUCUCGAACGAAUCUCAUUAUCAAUUACCUGCCCCAAAGCUACGAUCAAAAUGAUUUACAGCGUCUUUUCGAGAGAAAUACCGGUGCCAGUUUGUGUUACGGAUUUGUGGAUUUCGUAAACCCUCAGCACGCUGCUUUGGCUAUACAAACUUACCAUGGUUAUGAAACAGAACAAAAGCGCCUACGUGUUGCAUACGCCAGUUCCGGUGGCAGGCGCAUUACUCCAGGUACUACUGGUAUAUAUUGUUUACCUCCCUCCAGUGCUGAACUGUCUGUGUUUCGUUUGAAUGGAUACCAAGCGCCCGACUGGUCCUCUCCUCUUCGUCUGCGUAUCAUUGGCUCUGUAACCCGGGAAUCUUACGGAUUAUUUUGCCUACCAUCCCGACAGUCUCCAGCACUUGUCCCCUCCCGCAUCCCCAACGGACAACCGGCAGUCGAUCCUCUAACUGAAUCCGAAGCUCUGACCAACUUGCUGAACCGAAAAGCUCUAGGUGCAUCUAAUUGUCUUCCUAAUGCCCUCACGAAAGCACUUGAUGCAAACUGUUUGGCGGCUUCCAGUGACUUGCACUCGAAUACUCCGUUUUCGCUUCCUCCCCGUGCCAUCAUACGCAACAAAGGUAUCGAUGCUAAUGCCGGGCUUGUUACCAACGGAGGUAGCUCUCAUGCGCACCAUCUAGAAUUGCUGGAAUUGCUAGAUGCGCAAGCGCACUCUAACGCUGGGAUUCUGUCAUCAUCAGAGCGCCUCCUUGGUCGCGAACUGCCGAAUGUUGUUGCUAAUCGCAUUUCCGAACAAGAGAACGCCAAGUCCGAAGCGACUCUUAGGUCUCUUCAGCAAAACUCCGCUGCCUGGAACUAUCCAACCCAUCGGUCCGUUCUGAGCACUCUACCAGAAACCACCCGCGGGACCGAUGGCUUAUCCCAAACUAUUCUCUCUGGAGUACAAAAGCGAAUAACAACGAAAACACCACUGCUUCCCAGUCCAGUACUCACCAGCAUUGUCUCCCAGCGUGGAUGUCAAGCUCACGUUUGGUUGAAGCUAGAAAACGUACAACCGACGGGUUCGUUCAAGAUUCGAGGAAUGGAAAAUGUCUGUCGUAAGUGGGCAUCUUGUGGUGUCACUCAUGUUGUGUGUCCAAGCGGUGGGAAUGCGGCGAUCGCUGCAGCAUGUUCUGCGCGUGCAUACGGUAUCUCAUGCACCAUUGUCAUGCCCGAAUCCCCCGAUUCCGGCAUACGCAGACGCUUGCUGCUAGAAACUCCUGAUGCUAAGGUGAUCGUCCAUGGAUCUGACUGGCUGGAGGCUCACCAGCGUGCGGAGCAAAUGGUCAAUGAGCUACAAGUGAAUCACCCGGGAGAAUCGAUCAGGCUGUUGCAUCCAUAUGACCAGUCGGAGCUGUGGGAAGGCUAUGAAGGCAUCAUUGACGAAUUGGGACCGGAUUUGGGACAGCCAGACGUUAUUGUCGUUUCCGUUGGGGGCGGUGGCCUAUUGGCUGGUAUAAUUCAGGGGCUAUGGAACCGAGGUUGGUCCUCCACUCACGUGGUGGCUGUCGAAACAGAGGGCGCUGAUUGCCUGAAUAGAUCAAUGAAGGCGGGCCAGUUGUUGCUUUUACCACGUCCGACCAGUAUCGCAACAUCGUUGUCAGCACCCAUCCUUGCCCAUCGAACAUGGAACUUGGCUCAAUUGCAGUCGUUGACACCGGUGACCUGCACAGAUUCAGACGCUAUAGACGCUGUUAGGCAAUUUUUGGAUGACCAUGGAAUGUUGGUUGAGCCGGCCUGUGGUGCAUCGCUCUCUGCGUUGUAUUCUGGUAUGAUUGGUCGUUUGCAAAUGGAGGGACGAAUACCACGUCCGGCUAAUGUUGUGGUUGUCAUUGGAGGUGGCAGAAAUGUAUCACUAAGACAACUCUCUGAGUGGGAGAACCAAACAAACGGCUUCGGGUCAAUUCAGCAAGUACCGACAUUUUUACCCUCGAUGACCAGCCCGUAUUUGGUGAAUACGUCUCCCCAUUCUGUUUCGUCUGAAAUGUCAUCAAAAUCCAAUAUGUUCACUUCACAUAUGCCAACGGAUCCCGAUGAAACUCUCAAAUGUGGCACAUCAACACCGAGCACCCCACGUCCUGUGUGCACCAUUUUGAGUAGACCAUCUAUAACUGCAGAAGGCGUCGAUUCACAUGCACCGUCCGUCGACGGCGAUCGUGAAACCAGCACAGAAGGACCUGGGACCCUGAAUCCACAUGAUCUGGUCAAUUUCUCCAAGUUGCUUGCCACCUCUGAAACCGAGGGUGACGAUGGGACGUUACAUGAAUAA
This is a messenger RNA of Echinostoma caproni, 2505 nucleotides long. The record is from the annotation of a GenBank genome assembly. NCBI's taxonomy places the organism in Eukaryota, Metazoa, Platyhelminthes, Trematoda, Plagiorchiida, Echinostomatidae.